AUGGAGGAACAGAGAAAACGAGUAGAAGAUCAUAUGACGAAAAUGGUCGAAGAAAUUGACAAGAUGUAUUUACGGAAAAUGCAGAGCGAUAUGCAUAAAUGCGCUGCACAAUGUUGUGAAAAUGAAUCAUAUAGCAUACAAAAAGUACAUACCUGUGUGGAGAAUUGUAGUUCCUCUUUGAAUAAAGCGCAACAAUAUGUUCAAGGAGAGUUCGAACGAGUACAGAAUCGCUUACAAAGGUGCAUAAUGGAAUGUAAUGAUAAUAUAAAAGACAAAAUGGGCCCGAACCCGACUCAAACUGAAGUGGAUAGGUAUAGCGAAGAAUUUGAAAAAUGUGCCACCAAGUGUGUAGACUCUUAUUGCGAGUUACUACCGAUUUUGGAAAAAACUAUGAAGAAAGUUCUUAGUAAAAAUGAAUUCUCGUAACAUUUUUUUUAUUUGGGAAAUAAAUGUUAACUGCCUUUCAUUUUUAACAUCUUUAAUAUUAAAAAUAUGUUCUAUAUUUUCAGUAGUAUGCUUUCAGGCGAAAUUUAUUUACAGGUACAAAGUACGUGU
Molecule: messenger RNA, 555 nt
Organism: Cyphomyrmex costatus
Lineage: Eukaryota; Metazoa; Arthropoda; Insecta; Hymenoptera; Formicidae
Product: protein FAM136A
Exons: 3
Coding region: 1-426 (141 amino acids)
Cellular component (GO): cytoplasm
Source: RefSeq, a predicted model, not a curated record